AUGGAUCCCCUUUUGGCUCAAGGAGUAGCUUUGAUUACUGGCAGUGGAUCAGGCAUCGGGCAACAGAUUGCAGUCAAGCUUGCAAGCAAUGGUUGCAAAAAGCUAUUCCUUGCGGAUAUUUCAACUGCAGGUUUUGACGCGACAACAACAGCUGUCAAAGAGGUUGCUAGCGACGCCGAAGUCGCUACUUUUGUGUCCGAUAUAUCUGAUGAACAGUCAGUGAUAGCCAUGAUUGACGAAUGCGUCCACCAAUUUGGACGAAUCGACUUUGCCUGUAACAACGCAGGUAUGAUUACAGGAGCUGCACUCACGCAUGAGAUGGCAAUCGACGCGUUUGAGCGUUUGAUCAACGUAAACACAAUAGGAACUCUUUUAUGCCAAAAGUACGAGGUCAAGGUGAUGCUCCAGCAGGAGCCACUAUCUGUGUCGGGGGUGAAACAUGCUCCUCGGGGAUCAAUUGUCAACACAGCUUCUAUGGCUGGUCUGUCUACGAUGCCUGGUAUCGCAGCCUACACUGCCACCAAGCACGGCGUCAUUAGCAUGACGCGGGUUGAUGCUCGUCAAUAUGCUGAACAAGGGGUCAGAAUAAAUAGUAUCUGUCCAGGCUUUGUGGAUACGCCCAUGCUGAGAGGCGAGAUGCCGGAUGAAUGGGUGAAGGCGUCAGCACGCAAUGCACCCAUGAAUAGACUCGUCGAUCCUGCUGAGGUGGCCAAUGGCGUCGUCUUUCUCUCUGGAAGUCUUGCGACUGCCGUGACUGGCGUUAGUUUGCCUGUGGAUGGGGGCGCGCUCCUGUACCAUAUUGUCUAG
Molecule: messenger RNA, 807 nt
Organism: Penicillium pulvis
Lineage: Eukaryota; Fungi; Ascomycota; Eurotiomycetes; Eurotiales; Aspergillaceae
Product: SDR family NAD(P)-dependent oxidoreductase
Exons: 3
Coding region: 1-807 (268 amino acids)
Source: RefSeq, a predicted model, not a curated record